Acanthoscelides obtectus is the source of this 306-nucleotide messenger RNA. NCBI's taxonomy places the organism in Eukaryota, Metazoa, Arthropoda, Insecta, Coleoptera, Chrysomelidae. The record is from the annotation of a GenBank genome assembly.
AUGAUCUGCCUUUGCACUGCAAUGGUAUACCAACUUCAACGCAGAGUACGCAACCUGCGAGAGCAGCUCCAAAGAAAAGAGUUGCACCUAGAUUUGCUAAGAAGAAAGCUGUCUUUGCAAGAGGAUACAACAAAAGCCAAGUGCCUCUUGCAGCAGGAAAGAGACGAAGCAAAUGUUAGAGUAAAGAAGCUUGUGAAGCAAGUCGAUAGGCUUCAACUCCAGCUGGCCGAAGCUAAGAGCCAGAUCAGGGAGUUGAAUUCACAGCUUGCUGAAGCUGCCGAUUAUAAGGUAGGCCAAUUUGGUUAG